Molecule: messenger RNA, 487 nt
Organism: Cyclopterus lumpus (lumpfish)
Lineage: Eukaryota; Metazoa; Chordata; Actinopteri; Perciformes; Cyclopteridae
Gene: cox7a1
Product: cytochrome c oxidase subunit 7A2, mitochondrial
Exons: 4
Coding region: 83-328 (81 amino acids)
Biological process (GO): mitochondrial electron transport, cytochrome c to oxygen; regulation of oxidative phosphorylation; mitochondrial respirasome assembly
Source: RefSeq, a predicted model, not a curated record
GUGUGUGUGUGUGUGUGUGUGUGUGUGUGUGUGUGUGUGCGCAUGUCCUUGUCAGAGGGAAGCGAAGCAAAGACACACAGACAUGAAUCAGCUCCUGAAAGUUCCACUUCUGGCCAGCAGGGCCUUCAGCAGCUCCGCCAGGCAGCUGAGGAACAAAGUCCCAGAGUUCCAGAAGAUCUUCCAGGAGGACAACGGGUUGCCGGUUCACAUCAAAGGAGGAACCUUUGACGUCCUGCUGUACCGGGCGACCAUGACGCUAACUCUAGGAGGGACCUGCUACUCUGUGUACUGGCUGCUCUUCGCUUCGAUGCCUCAGAGGAAAGCGUGAGAACGGGCUCGGUGUAUCGCCUGGAGAACAACGCUCGGCUGCGUCUAACUCGUGUUCGUCGUGGACACGUAUAUUUUAGAUUGUUUCACAAGCCGGCCUGCUGUCACCACGGCAACCAUGAGGAAGUAAAGUGUCAAGAAAUUAAAACACCUGUUUUCA